AUGCUUGAGAGAAGAGAACAAUACCAAGAGGGAAGCUUCUGGUUUUACGCUCCCAACAAAGGUGCACCCAUUGCAUUUGCAAUACUGUUCACUAUAUCUGGGACUAUACAUAUCUAUCAAUGCUUCAAAUUCAAAUCCUGGAAAGUGACCGGUAUGCUUCCCUGGUCUGCUUUGCUGUUCACGGUAGGAUUUAUCCUACGGACAGUUGGGGCUUUCGGGGAGUGGGAUAAUCUGGCCGUAUACAUUGCAAGCACUGUCUUCUUACUUGCUGCGCCACCAGUCUACGAAGGCGCCAACUUUUUCAUCUUGGGCCGCAUACUCUAUUACAUUCCCUACCACUCGCCAAUUCACCCCGGUCGCGUCUUCAGUACGUUUGUUGCUAUGGGCAUCGUGAUUGAGAGCAUAACUGCGAACGGAGCUGCAUUGGUUGCCAAUACCAGCAAUUCCCAGUCCAGUCAGAACACCGGCAAGGCACUUCUCAAGGCCGCGCUUAUUCUACAGAUUGCGCUCAUGGUUGGCUUUGUAUCCCUGGCCGGAAGAUUUUACUAUAACUGCGCCCGUGGAGGUGUCCUCAAUCGCAAGGUGAAAAAUGCGCUUUACGUGCUGUUUACCAGCUGCACCCUCAUCACCGUGCGGACGAUCUAUCGGACUGUCGAGUACUUCACUGCGGCAAGCCUGAAUGUCAGCAACAUUGACCAGAUUAGUCCUGUCUUGAAGGACGAGUGGUUUUUCUGGAUCUUUGAAACUCUGGUUAUGUACUCGAAUACCACGUUGCUUAACUUGCUUCCUCCUAUGCGGUGGUUACCGCGUUCGAACAAGAUCUAUCUUGCGGAAGAUGGUGUCACCGAGAUUGAAGGUCCCGGAUACGAAGAUCGUCGUCCUUUCCUGCUCACCUUUAUUGAUCCCUUCGAUUUGGUUGGGCUGAUCACAAAGCGCGGCAAGAAGGAGAAGUAUUGGGAGUCCAAGCAAGUUGGUGCAGCUCAAGCAUGA
Aspergillus terreus NIH2624 is the source of this 990-nucleotide messenger RNA. Its product is annotated as putative RTA1 domain protein. Lineage: Eukaryota; Fungi; Ascomycota; Eurotiomycetes; Eurotiales; Aspergillaceae. The record is from RefSeq and is a predicted model, not a curated record. The coding region runs from base 1 to 990 and encodes 329 amino acids. The transcript has 4 exons. Gene Ontology annotation, cellular component: membrane.